This is a messenger RNA of Danio rerio (zebrafish), 3671 nucleotides long. RefSeq names its product ring finger protein 10 (gene rnf10). Gene Ontology annotation, molecular function: ubiquitin protein ligase activity; metal ion binding. Gene Ontology annotation, cellular component: cytoplasm; nucleus. The record is from RefSeq and is marked provisional. Gene Ontology annotation, biological process: positive regulation of DNA-templated transcription. NCBI's taxonomy places the organism in Eukaryota, Metazoa, Chordata, Actinopteri, Cypriniformes, Danionidae.
CUCCGAGGCUUAUAACCCUCAUCCGGGUGUUUACGGUUCCCGAUUGGCGACCCGUCGCCAUAUGUCUGUAUUUCCUUAGCUGGAGUAAGAUUUGGGUUAAAACCCAUUUAUUUAACCGUUUUCCUCUUUUGGAAAACGGCUAACGCCUUGUGGGGCGUAACACUUCCCACGCCGAGGAGAAACUGCGCUUUUCAAGGGGCGAGGCCCCGCUUUUUGGGCACUUGUUUUUUGUGUUAGCACACAGGCUUUUUUAACUGAGACAUUUGGAUUGUGUCUCUGUUUUUCUCUUGGUUUGUUUGUGGUCAAGAUGUCGCCGUAAUGGGGUCUCCGUGUUUGUCAGAAAUGAAUAAGGGCCUUCGUUGCCUGACCCGCAGCCGCAACAACUCGUUUACCCCGUUUAAUGCUAGAGAGCUCGGAGGCUCUCACCCCGGAGUUCGGCCUCAACAUGGAGAAAAAUCCAAACGCCAACAACAACAGCAGCAGCACGAAGAUCCCGCCCCGUUCCAGCUCUACAGGCCUCAACCCGACAGACUCUAAAGCCAAAACAGAUGGUAAAAAUAAUGGGGGCUCUAAGCGCUACAGCCGUAAGCGGGAGCCCACUUUUGCCAAGGCUGAGAGCUUUCCAGGCCCACGCCGCUCACAGCCACAAAAAAAUAAGAAUUUUGACAAGAGACCCCCUCAGAGAGGUGGCGCAGGGGUGCGACAGUAUGGACUCGCUGGUGGUGGGAGAAGAGAAGAGGUAGCAGAAAACCGCCGGGCAGAGUUUAGCCCGGCUCAGUUUGCUGGACCCAAAAAGAUAAGUCUGAACCACCUGCUCAACUUUACAUUUGAGCCAAGAGGAGGCCAUUUUGGCUCCGGAGGAGAUGGCCAUUCCUGCUGGGGUCGCCGCAACAAGUGGGGUCACAAACACAAGCCCUUCAACAAGGAGCUUUUCCUACAGGCUAACUGCCAGUUUGUGGUAAGUGAUGAUCAGGACUAUCAAGCCCAUUUCACUGAUCCAGACACUUUGGUGGACUGGGACUGCGUGCAGCAAGUGCGUAUCUACAGUCAUGAGGUGCCGUCUUGUCCGAUCUGCCUGUAUCCCCCAGUGGCGGCCCACAUGACGCGCUGCGGCCACAUCUACUGCUGGCCAUGCAUGCUGCACUACCUCUCUCUGAGCGAGAAGAGUUGGUCUAAGUGCCCCAUUUGCUAUGAGGCCGUGCACAGCGCUGAUCUCAAGAGUGUGGUUGCAAUGGAGACCCGUCAGUAUGUGUCUGGUAACUCCAUCACGAUGUGUCUGAUGCGAAGAGAGAAAGGAUCUCUGGUUGCUCUUCCCAGCUCUCAGUGGGUUAAAGUGGAGGAGCCCAUUCAGUUUGGAGAUGUGCAAUUUUGUUCAUACUCCAAGCUGCUGCUGGCAUCUCGGCAGCAGGUUUUGGGUCUGCUGGCUGAAGAGAGGAUGGCUCUCCAAACCCAGCUCAGCCAGGAGAAAGAUGACCCACAGGCCUGUUUCAUACAGAGCGCUUUACUGCAGCUGCAGGAGCGUGAGGAAAGUCUUUUGAAACGUCGUCGUCGUAAGACUGCAGGUUCUGUUGAUGGGGUGGACAUGAGGAAACUCUCUCUGUCUGAACAAUCCUCUCCAGAGGUGACUGUGGUCAAUAACCUCACAAACUCGAAGCCCAUUCUGCAGUAUGCUUCAGCAUUUGACGAUGAGGUACAGGAUGCUCAAGAAGAGGUGCUGGAGGAAAUGACCAAUCCCAGUGUUCAUGAAGCGCCUGAAGAGAUACCUGAUGGAGACGUGGAGGACCUUCCUGUAGAAGAGACUCCUCAAUCCAGUCAGACCGCUCAUCAUGGCCCAUAUUACUACUUCUAUCAGGCUGAGGACGGUCAGCAGAUGUUUCUUCACCCAGUGAACGUGCGCUGUCUUCAGAGGCAGUACGGGAGCUUGGAGAACAGCCCUCAGACCAUCACUGCUAAUGUUGUGGAGAUUGAUGGACAAACGGUCACUGAGGAUAUUCGUCGUCGGCACCGUUACCUAUCUCACCUGCCCCUCACCUGUGAGUUCAGCCUCUGUGAGCUUGAUCUUCAGCCACCCAUUCUCUCGAAAGAAACAUUGGACAGUUUUGCAGAUGAUAUUGAGAAAAGGAAGCGCUUAAGGCAGAAGAAAGUGAGGGAUGAGAAGAGAAGGGAGAAGAGGAUUGAGAUGGAGGAAAAUAGGAAACAGGGCAAAUACCCAGAGGUGCACAUUGGGCUGGAAAACCUCCAUCAUUUUCCAGCUUUUGGUUCUCCUCCUCAGAACGGUCCACAGCUGCAUCUUCCAGAGGUUCUGCUGGGACCCCCUUCUCCACUGAGCAGCAGCCCGUCUUCAGAUGGAGUGAUGUUCCCUAAUCUCAGUGAGCACAGUCCUUCUCUGAGUGUUGUCGGUGUGGAAGAAGACUCUCACUGCAUGUCAUUCGCUCAGAUGCUGAAAGGUGGCAAAGCACGUGUGGAUACGGGGCCUAAAACUACCCCAAAGAAAGCAGACAUGUUUCUGGCUCCUCCUGCAGCAGACAGUGAUGGAGAGAGUGAUAACUCUGAUCGGGUCCCUGUACCCAGUUUCCAGAACUCCUUUAGUCAGGCUCUGGGACAGGCUCUAUCAAAGCUGGACAAUGGAAAUCAAACCCCAGCCCCAGCUUUACCCAUUUCUGAUGAUAAAGGCGGGAAGAAGAAAAAGAAAAAGCAGAAGCUUCUGUUCAGCACCUCUAUGGUUCACACCAAGUAAACACUGAAGUUCACCCUGUCACUCCUCCUGCCUUAUUCCUCCCUUUCGCUUGGCUUUCAUCAUCUCCCUUCCCUCUCCUCCUUCAUUUCCCUGUUCAAUGAGAUUUUUCUCCACAGGAAGUUCAUAGGGUUCUGGAUUACUCUCUUUAGAUCAGAUUCAUAUGACUUUUCACUGUAGUUCUGUGCAGAUUCUAAAUUGCUCAAGUUAAAUAUCAUGGUUGCUGGUUAAGGGUUGCACUGAUAGAUUUUGGGAGUCUUGAGGUCUCGGUCAGCCAGCUGCAGACACGUCCCGUCCCCAUUUAUCAGACAACAUUUUACUUCAACCGUGAUGCUUCAUUCUGAACUCAAAUCAAACAAAAAUGAAUUAAAACAAAACAUUGAAAAUUGCAAAAGAGGAAGAACGUGAUGAGGAUUGUAUGCAUUUGAGUUCUUCCUGUGAUGCACAGACACUUAAAACUAUGCUGAUUUGAACACAUUUCUGCUUGCUUGUACACGCACACACCAACACUUCUUCUUUUUCUUCCUUUUAUUUUCUGAUUAUUGUGAACUUCAGUCAGUCUGUGUUCAGCUGUCAUCAUCUGGCCAGCCUGAGAACUGCCUUUCACAAUCAGAGAUGUUCAUAAUUCACAAACAAGAAGUCAUAUUUCUGCUGGAAUAGCAUAGUGGGUCUUAAGCACUUGACUAUUGGAACCUUUAUUGAUUCAUUUAUUCAACUGUUAGACAGAUUGAGAGCUGCUCAUGUUCAAUAGUGUUCAGAGAAGAGCUUCUGUGUUGAGUGAGGAUGAUAUGUAAAGGCACAGAGAGGCUUUAUGAAAUGUUCUAGAGGGUUUGAUUUUCUUUUCUUUCUCUAUAUUUCAUUAUUUUCCCUCAUGUGGUAAAAAGUUCUUGCAUUUAGAGUAAGUUGGAAUGAAUAAAGGAUUAUUAUGCACUGGCAA